Cuscuta campestris is the source of this 1743-nucleotide messenger RNA. The record is from the annotation of a GenBank genome assembly. Lineage: Eukaryota; Viridiplantae; Streptophyta; Magnoliopsida; Solanales; Convolvulaceae.
UUAAUGUACGAGAAGAGGAUGUUGUACAACAUUCGGUUUAUUAUGUCAGCAAGACAUUGAGGGAUGCAGAGUUGAGGUAUUCAUGACCGGAGAAGGUGAUGCUGGUGAUCUAUUGGACAGAAAAGAGGUGAGAACGGUCAAGAUGAGCAAGGGGAGUGCCGGCGCCGUCAAGGGAGGGAAGAAGAAGGGAGCGACGUUCGUUAUCGACUGCUCCAAGACGGUGGAAGACAAAAUCAUGGACAUCGCAUCGCUGGAGAAGUUCCUCCAGGAGCGCAUCAAGGUCGGCGGCAAGGCCGGAGCUCUCGGCGACUCCGUCACCGUCGUCCGCGAGAAGACGAAGAUCACCGUCACUUCCGAUUCCAACUUUUCCAAGAGGUAUUUGAAGUACUUGACAAAGAAGUACUUGAAGAAGAACAGCGUGCGUGACUGGCUCCGUGUUAUUUCUUCAAACAAGGAUAAAAACGUCUACGAGUUGAGAUAUUUCAACAUUGCUGAGAAUGAAGAGGAGGAUGAAGAUUAAGUGCCAUUAUCAAUCCUUUUUUCCCCAGAUGCACCGGAUAAAAAAGGCCGCUACCUUUUCCCUUGCAGAUCAGUGAAGACUUCUCAAAUUAAAUACUUCCAGAAGCAGAGGCGACGCCAUCUCUCUCCCCAUCACCAGCAAUCGACACCAUCUCUCCGCCAUCUCUAGUAACCGAUGCCCUCUCCCCCAAUCUCUUGUAAUCGGCGCCAUCCCCCCAUCUCAUGUAAUAGAUGCUAUCUUCCCCAACUUUGAUAAUCGACACCAUCUCCGCUGGAAUGAGGCAAUCUUACAGUAUUGUACCUCGAUCCUCCCUUCGACUUUCAUCUUUGAUUUUUAGGGAUGGAUUGUGCAUGAAUUCAAAGCAAGUUCUUCGCUUUACUGUUCAUCUCGGGAAUAGCAGAGUCGACUUUACCUCGUUUCAAGCUCAAUUGAAGCCCGAUUUGUGGAGGAUUAUAAGAAAAUUGGGAUGCUCUUUCAAGGUCUAAAGUUGGAUUUCCAUUCCAAUUGAAGAAUCAUUUGAUUUGAGCUGAAAUCUGGAUUUGCCGUUACUGUCCACCGCAAGGGUUUGGUCUCCAGAUUUUACCAGGUUCUUGUUUGUUUUGCUCCUGAUUUUUGUGGUUUUUUGGUCGUUUUAUUAUGGAAUUGAAACUACCGUUUUAUCCAACAAAUGCAAUUGGUUUCAUGCUUUCUUGAAAAUGUGGUAAUGUUCAUGUUCUUCACUACUGCUAUCUUAUUAUUCUGUUGAGGACCCGUGGGCUCCUGAUUUUGAUGAAGCUUAGCUCAUUGUGUCUUGCUUAUGGCUUGUUUGAGUAUGUUGAAGGAAAAUGGGAGAUGUUUUCCUUGGUUUCCCCGGGCUCCUCCCUCAGUCCCGCUCAUGCCGCAUUCCUAAGGAGGCUAUUGUCAUUAUUGUUUGUGUUCCUUGAUUGGGAUUGUGAAAAAAACAUGACAAUUCACUUGGAUGCUGAAUUUUGGGUUGGUUUGGGCUAAUGUAAAUAUGAAUAAUCCUCUUCAGGGGUGGCAUCUGAUCUUGAGGCUUUGUGAUUUUGUUGGUUAUCCUUGGGUUUAAUCCGUGGUGCCUGAUCACGUUUAAUCCGGGUGGGUGAUAUCCUGUCUGGAUCCCGUACGUACGUUUUAACCCGAAAUAUGAAUUGGUCAAGUACGUAUAUCUUAGAGUUCUUCUAGAUAUCCUUAAUAAUCAUCAUCAAUAUACAAGUGGGUAUAUC